AGGACCCCUUUGAAAAUGAGUGCAAUGUCUUCUUCGCAGCUUUAGCUUGCUCAUGUCUGCCGCUAACGCGUAUUAACGCUUGCUUUAUAACUUUUCUCUUGCCUUGUCAGAUGGUUUCGGCGAGGUUUAGGACUCGUGUGUAGAAGUGCUGAAGAUUUAAAGACACUACCAGAGGCUGUUCGCUGUUAGCUAGAUGGAGGUAGCAUCAGCCUGUCGGUGAAACAGGUGAGACUGAGCGAUGCCUCCCAACAAACGCAUUCAGAAGGAAACUCUCAAACUGGGCUGUGAAUGGGGGUCGUGUCAGGAGUCGUUCAGUCGCAUGGAAAACUUCUGUAAACAUGCGGAGACUCAUCUCAGUGCGGAGAGCUCGGCAGAGAAGGACGAAGAAGACUCGGAGGAAGGAGAGAAAAACUGUCUUUGGAGGGACUGUGGCUUCUGUUCUGUGGAGGGUUCAGAAGAGCUGAGACGCCACGUGUUCUUUCACUGCUACCACACCAAGCUGAAGCAGCUGGGUCAGCAGGUUCUCAAUGCCCAGCCGGAAAUUGGGAGCUGCUCAAUCGCCUACCAGAACCGCAACGUCGUCCCUGAAAUCCCAGACAAUUUCACCUGCCUUUGGGACGACUGUGAGCAACCGCCGUAUGAGAAUCCAGAGUGGUUUUAUCGGCACGUGGAGAUGCACAGUCUCUGCGUCGAAGUCCCAGCAGGCGAGUGUGAAUUUCCAAUACGCUGUGGAUGGAAAGACUGUGAAGCCAGUGUUAAAGGCCGCCCGAAGCUGCGGGAGCACCUGCGUAGCCACACCCAGGAGAAGGUGGUGGCCUGUCCGGGCUGCGGGGGCAUGUACGCCAAUAACACCAAGCUGUUCGACCACAUCAUUCGGCAGAGCGCCAUGGAAGGUCAGAGAUUCCAGUGUUCUCAUUGCUCCAAACGUUUUGCAACAGAGAGACUCCUGAGAGACCACAUGCGCACUCAUGUGAGCCACUAUAAAUGCCCGCUGUGCGACAUGACCUGUCCAUCGCCCUCUUCACUGCGUAACCACAUCAAGUUCCGCCACAGCAACGAGAAGCCGUACAGCUGUGAAUACUGCGAGUACAGCUGCAAGAAUCUGGUGGACCUUCGCAAACACCUGGACACCCACAGCAGUGAGCCGGCCUUCCGCUGCGACGCUCCCGGCUGCAGCUUCAGCUGCCGGACGUUCGGCACGAUGAAGAUCCACUACAAAAGAGAGCACGAGGGGAGUUUCAUCGCUCGCUACAAAUGCCACGUCUGUGACCAGUGCUUCACUCGGGGCAACAACCUCACUGUGCAUCUGCACAAAAAGCACCAGUUCAAAUGGCCGUCUGGACACCCCAGGUUCAGGUACAAAGAACAUGAGGACGGCUUCCUGCGCCUGCAGCUGAUUCGCUACGAGAGCGUGGAGCUGACGGAGCAGCUGAUGAGGGAGAGGCAGAGCAGGCAGGCGGAGGAGGAGGACGGCGGUGGCGGCGGCGGCGGGGUGGAGGAGGGGUCGGCUCGCGCUGCUCCGCCAGAGGUGCAGGUGGAGCUGCGAGAAGUGCUGCUGGAGGAGCAGCGGACGGAGGAGCCGGCCGAGGGCCAGGAGGAGAGCGUGCUCUACGUCCUCACGGAGAGCUUGACCCCGGCGGGGGAGGACGCCGUCAUGCUGCAGCUGCAGGACGCCGCGCAGCAGCAAGGGAUGCCGGUGGUCUGACGCCGUGCGCCUCUCUCUCUGUAGAGUUUUCCAGAUCCACAGUAAAUCUACGAAGGACAACUUUUGGACUUCUGAACCGUUUAAGAUGCUGCUCGUAUUUAUAUUGAGAAAUGUUUGAAGAACAUCAGCGAUGAAGGGACGCGACUCCAUAAUGAACCAUUUUCACGAUAAGCCUAUAUUAGGUAACGGAACUAUUUAUAUGUCUUCUGUUGAUCAUCCAGUUUCUGAAUCAGUUUCAGUUUAUUCCUACCCAGUGACCUCUCAUGCACAACAACAUAGAAGUUCAUGUGCCAAAUGUUUUAAGUGGCUCUUAACAUUCAGCAAAAUGUGUGUAAACUUACCUCACCAGCUUCAGAAGGGUUUGUCUUUUUGAAUAUUUCACUUUGACUUGAAUAAAUGAGUAAGCUUCU
Salarias fasciatus (jewelled blenny) is the source of this 2115-nucleotide messenger RNA. RefSeq names its product histone H4 transcription factor (gene hinfp). The transcript is spliced from 9 exons. The record is from RefSeq and is a predicted model, not a curated record. Bases 239 to 1705 code for a protein of 488 amino acids. Gene Ontology annotation, biological process: regulation of transcription by RNA polymerase II; anatomical structure development. Gene Ontology annotation, molecular function: DNA-binding transcription factor activity, RNA polymerase II-specific; RNA polymerase II cis-regulatory region sequence-specific DNA binding. NCBI's taxonomy places the organism in Eukaryota, Metazoa, Chordata, Actinopteri, Blenniiformes, Blenniidae.